Molecule: messenger RNA, 1686 nt
Organism: Pseudomyrmex gracilis
Lineage: Eukaryota; Metazoa; Arthropoda; Insecta; Hymenoptera; Formicidae
Product: DC-STAMP domain-containing protein 2-like
Exons: 7
Coding region: 1-1686 (561 amino acids)
Cellular component (GO): membrane
Source: RefSeq, a predicted model, not a curated record
AUGGCCUAUGCGUUUAUUCUCACUAUCACUGGUCCAGGAAAAAAUACUCUGCACAAUACCAGCAUCCUUACGGAGUCUUUAGUUUGCGGACAAGAACAGUUGAAACAAGCGGUGAAGAGCGUGAUUGACUUAAUAAAAGAACCGUUCUACGCUCUGAGAGACGCGAUAUCGAAAGUAAUAAAGAUAGUGAAGGUGAUCGUGAAGAGGAUUAAACGGACUCUCGUGGCUAUGAAGCGGCUCGUGCUUAGUAUCCUGAGGGUGAUCACGUCGGUUUUUGAAUGGCUCGGCAGCAUCAUAAAUAUUUGCAACAAGAAGUUGGGCACGCCGUUCGACAGAUGCCAAAGAGUUUUUGACGGCGCGGUGGCUGACUGCAAAGCGAAGCUUGGCCCCCUUUUUGGCGGGAUUUGCAAUUUGACGUACAUCGUCGGCGCUUUGUGUUACGUGGUGAAGCCUUUAGACUUCAUCUGCAUGCUCGUGUCUUACGUUGCCGAUACUAUAGUCGACGCCGUGCAGAAGAAGAUCAAAAGAUUCACCCGCCAUAUAAGAGCGAUGUUCUACGUUAAAGUGAAAUUUUCCCAUUCUUUUCAUUUUGAAACGAACCAAAGUAAAACCCUACAAGAAGUAUCGACCGGUAUAAUCACCGAAGUGCGAUCGAGGACCGAUAAGUUUUUAGCCGUUUUCGAUUGGAUGAGCUUUAUGGCCACUUUCUUCAUUCUUUUUAUGCUGCUGAGAGUGAUGUAUUAUCGGCACAAAUGGUUGACAAACGAUCGUUUCGACAAUCGAUAUCUGACUGAUGACCUGCGCACCAUUGAUCUUAUCAGAACGCGUCAGGAUAAGGAGACCAUUCUACCGUUGAAUCCUCGCGAAAGAAAUCAAUACAUUCCCUUGACGUCCGUUAUGCUGAUCAGGGCGGAGAAAGUAAAACUCGCGAAAUCCGCCGUCUUUUUGUUCCUAACAACAUUCAAAAUCUGCAUUCACAUGAUGGCGGAUUACAGUCUUUAUUGGAUCCUCAGCAUCAUUAGAUAUCACGGACGAUUCGAGAUAAAGGUCCAACGACCCAAUUCCGUGGGCGUCUAUGUGUCUGGUAACGGCUAUCUCGCCGACCUUUACCGUAGCAUCGUGAAAGCUUUCACGCCGCGCGCGAAAGAUACGGGGAUCGAUGUGAUGCCCUGCCUGCCAGAUCCCAUUCCGCCGGAUCUAGAUAGGUACACACAGAUUGCGACGCUGGUCACCCUCUGUUGGAUCAUGGCGAUAUUCGAGCCUUACGGUUUAAGAUUGCGCCAUGUCAUCAUGUGCAAAUAUCAUCCGGAAAGGGCCAAGCAAAGAGCCGCUUGGUUGUAUAAUCACAUAAUUAGAUCGAGAGGGAGCUUUCUGAAAUUUGCACGACGCCAGUUACGCCGCAAGUUCGGCAUGACCGAGGGUGAGACGAUCGAAAGAGUCACGUUCAGAGAGCGAUGCCUGGCUAUAUGCCCGUUUCUGAACAAGUUGUUCCCUCGGAAACAGAACAUGUGUCUCUUGUGCGGUGCUUUGGAGCGCCCCGAUCAGGAACCGCACAUUAAAUGCGCCACUCCCGGAUGUGUCGGUUUGUUCUGCGUUCAAUGCUUCGCGGACUUGCAGAAUCUCUGCACGAUUUGUCGCUCGCCCAUCGAAUACGGCGAUUUGUCGGACUUGAGUGAGGAAAGGUGA